UUGUAAACAGAAGCUCACACGUGACAUCCAGAGCCCGAUCUGCGCGACCGCAUUGUGUGUGAGCGGACAAAGAGCGACACAGUCAUCGUUUAAUAUUACAGAGCGCGAGCAGGUCAACGGGCAGGUGUCAUGACAACCGACAUUAUGAAGCCGACUUUCCUUCGUCGUCUUUGCCGCUGUGUUCGAGCGCAUCUGGUCGUCUGAACUUCUUCAUGUCUGUAUCCCAAAUCCGACCGUUUGGAGGGACAACGACGUUAGCUGGGCUUUCUCCAGCUCACACGCAGCUGGCGGCUGGUAAACAAAGCUGGACGGCCUUUGUUUCACCUCUUAAUUUAGCUCGUCGGUUUAUUCUCUUUAGCUGCGCCAAACCUUACUUUUCUAGCUAACGUUAGCUAAACGCAGCUAGCAGUAGCCGUUCGCCUCUACAUUAGAUUUAAUUUUUUGAGCUAACGUUAAUCUUGUCUUUAUAUUAUUGGCUUGAUGAGAUGUCAUUCACGAUGGAGGAUAACUUGGAGUCCGGAUGGGUGUCCGUUCGACCCAGAGUCUUCGAUGAAAAAGAAAGACAUAAAUUUGUCUUCAUCGUGGCCUGGAACGACAUCGAGGGAAAGUUCGCCAUAACCUGCCACAACAGAACAGUGCAGAGACGGACCACUUUUCUUCUGGACCCGCUCCUCGACGCUGUUAUGCUCCCUUCCCCCGGUGCCUCCGUGGCAGAAAAACGCACAAAAAGUCCUGUCACGACGAAGAAAGACGGCCAAGCGUGUAAAGUUCGACCACAUUCGGUCCCUAAAGGACAAUCCACAACAAAGACUGCUGCUGGGGACAAAAAACUCGGUAGUUCAAAGACAUCCGAGUGUGUCAGCCCGACGUUAGGCUCCUGGGAUAUUGUGACGCCGAAAGUAAUAGAUAUCGAGAUCUUGGACCCAGUGGAUGUCCCGAUCUCUCCGGAUGAUGCAGACCCGGGGGACGGUGACAGCACCGGCCGCGAGGACUUCAGCUGGGCCGGACUGUUCUCCUUCCAGGACCUGAGGGCAGCCCACCUCCAGCUGUGCGCUGUCAACUCCGACUUGGAGCCGUGUUUACCCUCCUUCCCAGAGGAGCAGUCCGGCGUGUGGUCGGUCCUUUUCGGUGCCUCAGGGGUGUCGCAGCGGGAGACGGACGCCCUGUGUUACCAGCUGCAGGUGUACCUGGGUCAUGCCCUGGACACCUGCGGCUGGAAGAUCCUUUCGCAGGUGCUUUUCUCCGAGAGCGAGGACACGGACGAGUACUACGAGAGCCUGAGUGAGCUGAGGCAGAAAGGCUAUGAAGAUGCUCUGGAGAGGGCCAAAAGACGCAUGCAAGAGGUGUUGGACAAACAUAAAGCCAUGGACAGCAUGGUGGAGCUGCUGCAGGUGUACCCUGAGGAGGACGAGGCAUACGGAGAGCUGCUGGAGGCGACGACUCAGCUCUACCACUACCUGCUUCAGCCUUUCAGGGACAUGAGGGAGCUGGCAAUGUUGCGCAGACAGCAGAUUAAGAUCUCACUGGAGACGGAGCGCCUGGGUCCUCGUCGAGUGGAGAGCCUGAGGAAAGAGGAUGAGGAGUGGCAGAAGAAGGCCCACGCUGCUGUGCUCUCUAUACAGGACCUGACUGUCAAGUUCUUUGAAACCACGACUAGGGCACAGAAAGCUUUGUAUGAGCGGAUGCGUGCCGACCAGAGGAAGUUUGGCAAGUCAGCGUGGGCAGCAGCGGUGGAACGCAUGGAGCGGCUGCAGUAUGCUGUUUCCAAAGAAACUCUGCAGCUGAUGAGAGCCAAGGAAAUCUGCCUGGAACAGAGGAAACAUGGCUUGAAGGAGGAGAUGCAGAGUCUGCAAGGUGGGGAGGAUGCCAUGCUGCGUCUGGACCAAUUGGAGGCGCUCUACUAUGAAUUGCAGCUGCAGCUGUAUGAUAUACAGGCAGAGGUACUGCGUUGUGAAGAGCUGCUGCUGACUGCACAGCUGCAGAGUCUACGCAGGCAAAUGACAGAGCGACAGGAUGAGGUGGUGUACUACGAUGCUUUUGAGAGCCCCGAUGCCAUGAAGGGUGAAGAAGAUCCUGCAACCCCGCCGUCCCCCCUCAGAGAUGAAGAACUCAGUGUCCUACAGCAGAGGACACGGCAGCUCGAAGCCCGCAGAGGCCGCAUCACUGCCAAGAAAGUCUACCUCAAAAACAAGAAGGAAAUCUGUAUUGUCAAUCACAACCAGAAGUUACAACAGCGACAAGGUAGCCGUGCUGAUUCCCUGCAGACACUGCAACAGGGAGGUGAAGCUGAGGAAGAUGAAGCCAAGAGCAACACAAGAGUGAGUCAGGAGAGGCAGCGAACUCUGGACCGACUCCGCAGCCUCAAACAGCGUUAUCCAGGCCAGGUGACUGUGAAGUCCAGCCGGCUGCGUCUUAGUCAGCCUCACAGUCGGAGGAGAGCCGGACAGCAGCCCAGCACUCAUUCAGCCAGCGUUCAGACCGACUGCAUCUUAGAUCUCCCAGAACUCUCUGCUCCUCCACCACCCGACGUCUGCGGCUGCGACAGUGUCUCUUUACCUACAGUUGAACUUGAAACUCUUGACUCUUCAUCUCCAUUCCUCUCACUGCCUCCCCUCUCGGCCUCCCCAUCUAUUCUUUCACUGGGUCCUCCUCCCCCUCCUCCUCCUCCUCCUCCACCUCCCCCGCCUCCUCCACCACUUCCUCCCUCAGAGGACCAGCAGCAGGGUGAGGGGAGGGGACAUAACCCCAGCCCAGUGCAGCAUCAUAAAUGCGAGUCAGAAUCUUCCUCUCUACCCCUGGCUCCAUUUUCCCCUCGAUUCUUUGACAGCAGUCAGCUACAGACGGCGAGGAAGAAGCUGAAGAAAACAGCCUCGCUGGACUCGUCGCAAUGGAGGAGAGCGAGUUCCCCCAUGGACGAGGUGCUGGCCUCUCUCAAACGUGGCAGUUUCCACCUGAGGAAGGCCGAGCUACGAGUCCUAGGCCCCGACCCAGACGACGACAGCAACAACAUCCUGGCUCAGAUCCGGCAGGGCGUCCGGCUGAAGAAGGUACGGACCCGGCCGGAGCAGCAGCGUCACACCAAGAGCUUCCCCCACUCUGCCGACGCUCUGACCCGUAGCAUCCACGAGGCCCUGCGGAGAAUCAAGGAGGCUUCACCAGAGUCAGAGUCGGAGGAUGAAGGCCUUCCAUGCACUGACUGGGAAAACUAAGCUUAUUGGAAGUUUAUAAAUUCCAUCUUUUAUGGAUAUUUGGAGCCAAAAUGAAGACAAAGCAAUGGCUUAAAUCACCUGGAGAUACCGUGGUGCAAUUUGAACAAAAACCCUUGAUUUUUUAUAAUAGAAAACUGCUCAGAAGUAUGUGGGGUGUUUUUUUUACUCAUGCUUCUGUGUGUUGUUUGUAAAGAUGGACCACUAAUCUUUUUUUAUGUCGUCGCUGUGGCAUUCUUGGCGAGGAUACAACCUCUAACCUCUCAUUAUGUUAGUCUACAUGUCAGAGUUGUACUGUAGCUUGCUGUGAUGGGUUUGUUUUAGGAAGUGAGUAUUAUGUUUUUUACGUUUCUCUCACUUACAACGACGCAGUAAGCAUUCAGACUUGACUGAAUACGUGUGCUGUACACUUUUACAUUCAACUAUGUGACAACCAUCUGUACUGUAUCUUUCAGUGCAUAAAAUGCCUAAAUGUACACGUGAUAGAACAGUUCCCACUUCCUUAAAGGACCUUUUGGGGGAAUAUAGCUACUGGCUGUAACUUUGUAAUUAGCACACAAAUGCUCAGCAUAAAAGACAAAUUAGCAUAUUUCCCAUAAUGUCAAACUUUAAUUUGCUAAUCUGGGUCAUUUUUAUCAUCCUGGUGGGAAGAGUGCCAAAACUGGCACUAAUUUGUGUUUAGCAAAUCGCCCAUGCCUGUUUUUAGCAUUUUUAAUUUAAAAAUGAUAAAUAGCUACAUAUAGAAAUAGUUACAUAUAAAGUAAGAAUAUGUUCUAACAAAAAAGAGGUUUUGGAGGAAGGAUAUCAAACUCGGCAUCGGUCUCCAUCAUCUGUUCUUAAAAAAGCAGGAAGUUAGUUAUUGUAGUUUUCAGCAGUUGAAGCAGCAGCAGCAGCUCAUGGAGGCUAUGAAGGUGCUUUAAAACUCUUAGCGCCCUUUUGCCACGAUUUGCACCAAAAAUUGCGCUUCUUCUCAGAGUCAUAACUCAUUCAAAUCUGAACACACAGACACGAUGCACAUAUUUUUAAUUUUAGUGGGACUUACACUUCCCGAGGAUGUCGUCUCUAAUGUCUUGCUUCAAAAACAUCCUCAAAUCUGCUUAGAAUUCAUAGAAAAAAGACACUUCUUUUGAAUGCAGAGCUUUAAGUUCCUACAGUAACAAAGUAAAACAGUGAUAGUUGUACAUCCAUGGGUACACUGCAAACAGGAACUGUUAUCACCUAAUUCGGCAUACUUUUAAUGGUGCCAGUAUGCCAAAAUGGGGCUCAAGUUGUAGCUCACAGCUAACUCACUGACUCCGUUACGUUAUACUUCCUGUGUACAUCACCCAAAGCACAAUCCAUUGGCUAUUGGUCUGACGAAGAUAAGCCUCUGCUGAAGAGGGCCGAUGUUUCAGGCUGAUCCAGUGUAGCCAGCAGAUAUCAGAGCAAAGACUUCUCUUCCAUGUGGUGGUCAUUUUUGCUUAAAUCAUUGUCUGAUAAUAGCUGAUGGGUUCUGAGGUUGCAUUUCGACCAGUGCGUUCCACCUUUCCACAUGGACUGUUUACCUGUUAACAAAAGUAAUUGGUCAGUACUAUUCAGACCACAAAUGGACUACAAAUGGAAACCAGAACACUUCUGACAGAAAUCUUGUUCUGUCGCCUACAGAUUCUUGAGAGAUUACCCCAAAGCAUAAUAGGAAAUGUAAUUCCAAAACUUAAAGCAUUAUUUUAAUAAUAGGGCUGACAAAACCCAUUGAUAUUUAAUAUAUACUGAAUUCGUGUCGCCUUGAAAAUUGCCGAUCUAGUUUAACAUGCUGUAUCUGAUAGAGCUGCAGUACAUUAGUGAGAGAGUUUAUGUUAGGAUAUGAUCCAAACUAACUGUUUACCUUCAGCCCAGACAGGAUCAGACUUUUAGAAGCUCAGCACAGCUGGGGUAGAAAUACAAAGUAAACUUGGAAAUACCAACACUGGAAAUUUUAAUACACAAUCAGCUGUCGUUCUCCAGAUCAUUAUUAAUAACAAAUAUUAUCUGUUGACUUGUAUGUUCUGUGUUUUUCCUCCUCCAAGGAUGCCAUUUUAACUGGGACAGUAUUUUGACAAAAUAUAUUAUAUGAUAUAUACAUAUAUAUUCAGCACCAACUGAAAAAAAAAAUGAUUACUUGAAUCUAACUUUGGUCGUUUCAUGUGACAGACUGAUUGUGCUGUCACUCUUUGAGAUGGAAAAGAAAUGGAUGGAUAUAAUAUUUUAAUAUCUGCAGAUUCCCCCUGAUGAAUUAUAAUGUCCUACAUUGUGAUCAUCCUCCGUUAUGAUACAUUAUCCUUUAAUAACUCUUAAAGACCCAUUAACAAAUGACCAAAAAAAUGUAACUAAAAAAGAUGGCAGUGCGUCAGACAGAUGAUGAAAACCUUUUUAUGGGGCUCUUCUCUUAAAAUAGUAUUAUUAGAGCUUAAACAAUUCAGUGGAUAAUUAAUCUGUAAUUAUUUAAACAAUCGAUUAAUCAUUUAAGUCAUUUGUUAAAGUAAAAACUCAAAUUAUUCUCUGGUUGUAGCUUCUCCAACGUGACCAUUUAAUGCUUUUCUCUGUUUUAUGUCUUUUUGGACAUUUAAUGACAUCACUUAGCAUAUUUCACCAUUUUAUAGACUAAACGAUUAAUCGAUUACUUGAGAAAAUAACCUCCAGAUUAACUGAUGUUUCAUGGGGUCUUUAAAAAAUGCUGAGGCAAUGUUUAAUCUUUAACAAAGUCCACAUGUGGAGGAUCUCUGGUUUGAAUGCAUGAUGCACAAACUUUUCUAUGCUGUAUGUUGAACUAAACCUGUCUUUGGGAAUUAGUUCAGCUGAAGUCUGAAGCUUCAUCGCCCUCUGCUGGUAGCAUACGCAGCCUCCUGCUCUCAACAUUCGGAUCAUAUGUGAUGUUUAUAUUUAUUUUUACUGUCAUUUUUAUUAACCUGACAGAAAGUUUCUGUCUCUCCUUCCACUGCCUUCAAACAUUGUUUUACAAGCUUAUAUACUUACUGGAGUUGUUGUUUGAGUUUGUUGUGUGUGUGUGUGUGUGUGUGUGUGUGUGUGUGUGUGUGAUUUUAUACCAGUCUUUUUAUUAUGUGUUAAACCCUGUCAAACUGUCUUUAACUGAAAAUCACAUUUACGUUUCUGUAUUUAACAAGUCAUGCACUGAGUACCAUGGCUAAUUUUAAAAGGGAUAGUUUGACUUCAGUGAAUUUAUUCAUUCACUUUCCUGCCUGAGAGUUAGGUGAGAGAUUAGAUGCUACUCUUAUGUCUGUGCAGGAAAUAUGAAGCAGCAGCCAGCAGAUAAAUAUAUCUUAGCCUAGCAGACUGGAAAGACUGGACUGGAAAUGGGGAAACAGCUAGCCUGGCUUUGUCAAAAGUAAAACAAAUUCACAAUAACUGUGACCAUGUGCUUCCAGGUAAUCCUACUUUUUGCCAAUUGGCAUGUGAAUCCAUAUGGAAGUUAUGCACCUUUUUGUGAAAGGCAACUCCCAUUGCCUUCCAUUAAGAUUUAUGCCUCAUCUGAAGUAUUUUCAAGUAGUAUUUUUUUUUUUUUUUUUUUUUUUUCAGUUAGACAGGAGAAGAAGACUUUGAGAAUGAAGACUAACUGGUUGGUCUGGCAAAUGUAUGUUUGGGUAACUGCAUUUAGUUGCUGAGCAGCCAGAUGUUUCCCUCAGAAGUUGGUAGAGACCAAAACCAGAGCUAAAAGGGAGUGAAUAUUUGAUGUCUAUUCAUCAGGUUGGAUGUCUGAGAAACUAACUGUUUUCUUACAUUGAUACUUGAAAGGUGAUAGUAUGAAGUUUGUGUUCAGUUACUGCAGGUUCAAGCAUUGUAGAAAACAACUGGCGGGACAUAGUUUGUCUAAAACAAUCCCCCUUGAAACCACUGAAUUGCAGUUUUUACAUAUUGGCUAAAUAAAGAAGAUAUGAUGUGUUAUUGUGAGAUCUAGAGGUGCUGGUGGGCUGAUUUUGGUACCUAAAGAAAGAACCAGGCAAGUUGUUCCCAGUCUUUAUGUUCAGCUAUCCAGUGGCUGGUUGUAGCUUCAUAUUUACUGGACAGACAUGAGAAUGGUGUUGAUCUUCUCAUCUUCUGCAAGAAAUCAAACAAGCAUAUUUCCCAAAAAUGUCAAACUAUUCCUGAAAUUGUGGAGUUACAGCUGCCAUUCAAAUAGAGAAACUGUUGCUAAGUGUCACAAAUCAUCGUGACUGAACAUUUUGCAUGCAGUAAGACAUCGUGGCUCAUUCACAGAGGUUGUUAAUGAUAUUAAACAUCCUCCAGAUCAUGUGUAAUGGUAAAACUUGGCAACAGAUAGUUGCUCAGUGACGGGUAACUUCCUCACACUGCUCUGUCCCUUUCUUUUCUUGAACCAUUGUGCUUUUUUUUUUUUUUUUUAAACCAUUUUUGUUAAACUUGUAGAUUUCUUCUGACCCUGAACAUGACCCAAGUUUGACCUUUAACCUUUUAUGACCUUAUGCAUGUGACUGGUUUUAGGAGGAACCCAUCACAACGUAAGUGCAAUAAUUAAGAUGGAAAAAGUCAUUUUUACGAAUUAAAUACUGUAAUGAAAUGUAAAAAAAAUAUAUCCGCAUGCCUAAAUGUAUUGAAGUAUUUAUUGAAACUUCAUAUUUUAAAAUGAUUUUUAAAAGCAUACAAAUGUAAAUGUACUUUAUAAGAUUCCUUUUUUGUUGCUUUUUGGUUCCUAUCAUGACAUUCCUCUCUGCUUUCUAUAUCCCAAUUAUAUAUAUAUUUU
Messenger RNA from Epinephelus fuscoguttatus (brown-marbled grouper), 7938 nucleotides. RefSeq names its product junction mediating and regulatory protein, p53 cofactor (gene jmy). Gene Ontology annotation, molecular function: transcription coactivator activity; actin binding; Arp2/3 complex binding. The record is from RefSeq and is a predicted model, not a curated record. NCBI's taxonomy places the organism in Eukaryota, Metazoa, Chordata, Actinopteri, Perciformes, Serranidae. Gene Ontology annotation, cellular component: nucleus; cytoplasm. Gene Ontology annotation, biological process: intrinsic apoptotic signaling pathway by p53 class mediator; 'de novo' actin filament nucleation; positive regulation of apoptotic process. The transcript is spliced from 10 exons. Bases 486 to 3209 code for a protein of 907 amino acids.